Globicephala melas (long-finned pilot whale) is the source of this 720-nucleotide messenger RNA. RefSeq names its product transmembrane protein 139 (gene TMEM139). The record is from RefSeq and is a predicted model, not a curated record. NCBI's taxonomy places the organism in Eukaryota, Metazoa, Chordata, Mammalia, Artiodactyla, Delphinidae.
AUGCUUACUUUGAAAUCUAACCUAGCGGUGAUGCCAAUUGCUAGUUUAGACACAACAGCUGUGUGUCUUUUUGCAGGAGCCUGGGGAGGGGCCAUGGUGCCAAGCCAAUUCUGGGGGACUCUGGAGAAGCCGCUUCUCUUCCUGUGUUGCACCUCCUUCCUCCUGGGGCUGGCUUUCCUGGGGAUACGGCCGGACAUCGCCCCUGUUGCUUAUUUCUUUCUCACCUUGGGUGGCUUCUUUUUGUUGGCCUGCCUCCUGGCCUGUGUUUUGGAAUGGGGGUCUCGAUCAGUGCAGACCGAGAGCCCAGGGGCCUCAAGCAAUGCACGGGACAAUGAAGCCUUUGAGGUGCCAACCUAUGAAGAGGCCACAGUGUUGGAAUCACAGUGCCACCCCCCAGGGGCGGAUCAACCACCCUCCUACACCAGUGUUGUAAUCCCCCCAGAACUUGAGGUGAGACAGCCUAGCCAUCCAGAGGAGCCCAGGAGAGCCAGACUGGACAGGCGAGUGGGCUCAGAGGGGUCUGUGAUCUCAGGAAGCCCUGGAAGACCUCCAGUCAGCCUGCGGCUUCGGGGACCACGAGUUGCGUCCACUGUUCCUGAUCUGCAGAGCUUGUGGGUGCCCCCCAAAUUGGAACCUCUUACUCCACCCCCUGCCUACGAUGUCAGCUUUGGUCACCUCGAUGAUGAUGUUUUCUAUGGAAACAACUGGACACCCCACUAA